Molecule: messenger RNA, 3528 nt
Organism: Aplosporella prunicola CBS 121167
Lineage: Eukaryota; Fungi; Ascomycota; Dothideomycetes; Botryosphaeriales; Aplosporellaceae
Exons: 2
Coding region: 1-3528 (1175 amino acids)
Cellular component (GO): nucleus
Molecular function (GO): histone deacetylase activity
Source: RefSeq, a predicted model, not a curated record
AUGCAGAAUGAUCCAGCUCCCUCCGACCCCGCGCCCGCGGAACAUGCCUCGCAGGCCUUAAAUCCCGACAACUCCCCUCGUCUUUCCAAAUCCAUGAAGCGCCUCUCGAUCAACACGGCCGCAAACCCUCCCCGCCCUGAUUCCCCGAGCAUGAGCUCUCCUCGUCGCGCUCCGGGCCAGCGCGGUCCUAUGCGCUCGCCCACCCCAGCCGCGCCCCAGCCCAGCCCGUUGCACCGCAGCUCCAGCAGCAUGGGCAACCACCAGCGUUCCUCGUCGCCCACCCUCUCCCGCCGGAGCUCCAUCAUAUCCAUGAACGACACCCAGAGCACCAGCACCCCAAGAAAGUCUUCUUCCCGCCGCACCUCGAACAAUAACCACCCCCCAGGACCUCCUACCUCUGUCCCCAUCUUCCCGACGCGGAUGACGAUCACAAUCGAAGAGCCUGCCCCGCCCACGGCGCAGAAGAUCGCUGCCGAUUACUUCGCGAAAGAGCUGGAGCUACACAAGCAGGAAGAAACGUCCGCGCAGACGGUCGUCAUACUGCACGAUGCAUGCUAUGGCCAUAGGUUCUCAAGGCAAAAGACCACCAAGACCGCGCUGAGCAUGAUCGUCGAGCGGCCGGAGCGGAUACAUGCUGGUAUCCUGGGCAUCUCCACGGCAUACGUGCGGUUCGGCGAGAGGCACCAGGGAGGUCCGUAUGCGCCGCAUCCCGAUCGCGAGCCCAACCAAGAUCUCCCUUUCAGAAUCCAACGUACCUCACGCACCAUGGAUAUCACGUCGCAAGCCGUUACCAAUGUUCAUGGUACAAAGUGGAUGGAGGAACUCCAGACAAUGUGCAACGCUGCAGGUGAGAAGCUGGCACAUCAUGAAAAGGAGCUUACAAGGCCAGAGGAGGCGGGUCAACCGGCCAAGGAAGCUUUCCAUGAGGGAGACUUGUAUCUUUCUAAUGAAUCUCUGGACGCUUUCCAGGGAGCACUUGGUGGCGUUUGCGAUGGCGUGGAUGCCGUAUUCGGCAACGCAAACAAGGAGAAGCCCACCAAUGCCUUCGUCUGUGUCCGGCCACCUGGACAUCAUUGCUCGGCCGACUUCCCAUCCGGGUUUUGCUGGCUGAACAACGUCCAUGUUGGCAUUGAGUAUGCGGCGCUGAACCAUGGUCUGACGCAUGCUGCCAUCAUCGACUUCGACUUGCAUCACGGCGAUGGGUCGCAAAGCAUCACAUGGGAGCGCAACUCAAAGGCUGCUAAAUUAGCUGCCAAACAAUCUAAGAAUGCCGCACCUUCCAAGAAGGCCUCUAUCGGAUAUUUCAGUCUUCACGAUAUCAACUCCUAUCCGUGCGAAGAGGGCGACAUCAACAAGGUUCAGGCCGCUAGCUUGUGCAUUGAAAACGCACACAAUCAAACGGUUUGGAAUGUCCACCUUCAGCCUUGGAAGACCGAAGAAGACUUCUGGAAGUUGUAUGAGACGAGGUACCUCACUUUGCUUGAGAAGGCCCGUGUUUACCUGCGUACGCAAUCCCAGCGUCUGCGCACUUCGCCUAACCAGACCCAACCAAAAGCGGCAAUCUUCAUCUCGGCUGGCUUUGACGCGAGUGAGUGGGAGGGACAAGGUAUGCAGAGGCACAAAGUCAAUGUUCCCACAGAGUUCUACGCUCGCUUCACUAAGGACAUUGUCCGUAUGUCAAAGGAGCAAGGCCUCGGGGUUGACGGUAGAGUCAUCAGUGUCCUCGAGGGUGGGUACAGCGAGAGAGCCUUGACAAGUGGCGUUCUUAGCCAUCUCAGUGGACUCUGUGACGGUCAAACUCGGACGGUGCAGAAGAAACAGGCGGAAACGAAUGGCUUAGGCUACGAUACGGUCAUGGGCCAUGCAACGGCGCAGCCCGAAGACGGAAUUCUCGAGUUUGAGAAGCAGCUCCGUUACAACGUAGAAUGGUGGCACGAGUCCAAUCUUACUGCUCUGGAGACUCUGGUAUAUCCGGCUCCCCCACAGCCUAUCCGGAAACAACAACGCAUUGGACCGAGGCCGAACUUCGCCACGCCAACUCAGUCAUUUACUCAAAAGGUAGUCGAUCCUACCAAGUUCAUUAAGAACUCCUCUGGCGAUUGGGUGCCGAUCAGAGAGGCCCCCAGGCCACCAACUCCGCCGCUUCCCGACGUCGAUUGGGUCACUGCCGCGAACGAACUCAGUAAACUGCUUAUUCCUACCGACCGUCCCACGAAGAGCCACACGGCAGAGGAGUUGGCUCCGCCUCGCAUAAAGAAGGAGGUGAUGCCACCGCCAGAUUUUUCCAUCAACUCAGGAAGACAGCUCAGGGACAGAAAGGCUAAAGUUCCAAACUACUCUGAGCUUCCCUCGGAUGACGAGACUUUAGGCGGAGGCAGUGACCGUAGAAAGACAGUGCCCCCGGAUUUCCUCACAGCCCCCGAGGGGAACGAGAUGUCUGAACCUUUACAAACUAAUCGCCGUCUGAGCGUCGCAUCCACUGCCACCUCCGUCGCCGGCGAACGCCCUAGUAGUAGGGCUUCGGUUGCAAGACAGCCCAGCGGCACAGGCAUGCAAGUCAAGAAGACGAGGCCUGCCAAAGCAGAUCCGUCCACAAAGCUUGCUCCUCGACCUGCUGUCCACAGGCCGUCCACCAGUUUAGGCACAAGCGCGAGCACCAAGUCUACCGAGGGCGGCGACCCUAUGGAUCAAUUGACGUCGGGCAUCAAGAAAAUCACUCUCAAGAUGCCGACGAAAGAAGAGCAUGAUGCUCGCCAAGCCGCGGCGGCGGAAGCAGAGAAGAAAAAGCCUACUGCGGCCAAGGCAGCCCCAAAGAAGGCACCGGCAUCUCGCACGACCAAGACCAGCACCGCCGCAAAAAAGUCGGUUCAGAAGGAUCCCAAGGAAGCGGAGACGAAGGUCGAACAGCCUGACGUGUCCAAAGCGGCUGCGGUCGAAGAGCCUCAACCUAUUCAAAACCAACGAAGGAUUUCCAGUUCCCCUAGACCUCGGCAAACUUCUCUAGAGCCUGCCGGUUCCGAACACCGUCCCAUGACCCGUCGAUCCAUCGAAGACAUGGGAAUGCAAGUUAUGAAUUCAAUCUCUCCGGAGCUUGCUAAGUCGCCCGAAAUGCAAGCUGGGACGCCACAUAGUCCUCUUCCGACAAACGCGGUUCAUCUUCCCACGAUGACGCCCAGGCCGGACACACCGCCCCCGCCACCUCCCUCUACUGCCCCCGAAGCGGGCCAGCAGUUUACUCAGUUUGUCCAAUACACGCCUCCAGAGACCAAGGAUCUCGCUCAGGCCGGACUGGGGAUCGAUGGGGCUGAAUCGCAGCAGCCUGCAGCGCUGCAGUGGAUACCGCCGAACUUGGACCCAGAGGCGCAUGGCGCAGGGACCGAGGCGCAGAAGCCGAAGCAGCAGCUGCCGGUCUUCACCAGCAACGGGUACAUUCCGUUCGGGCCGCGUCCCGGGAGCGGCGGUUCGCCGAAUGGUGCGUCGCCACCAGCCAGCGUGGGAGAGGACAUGGAGAUGGCGGACCAGCAGUAA